AUGGAGUGUUUUGCGAUGCGCACAGGGCGUUCGCUCAAGCGGCUGGGUCUUUGGUCUCGCUAUGCUUCUCAUAUAUCCUUUCCGUCGUUUAUUUCCCACAGACAAUAUGUGCUGGUUCCGACCGCCCGGCGCAUGAAAGCCCAUCAGUCCGACCAACCCGAUCCUUUGGACACACGAGCUUCCAUCGAGGAGAUCCCCGAACCUCCUCAGGCGCAACCGCUUACGGGAUAUUAUUCCUUGAUCCUGAAAUCGCCCACACCAUAUACUGGUCGUGCAGUGACGUCGCGACCGACACCUCGGCCCGAAGCCACACCGAGCACGACCGUGGAGCCUCAGACGCCGCAAGAAAAGAUGGCAAUUGUCUUUGGUACUCGACUCGCCGGUCCAGGGCGGUCCUCACGCUACAAUCCGGGGGAACAACCCAUGUCUGCAUGGAAAACCAUCAACGGCGUACCAAUUCCCCCGCAGCCCGAAGAACCAGACAACUGCUGCAUGAGUGGCUGUGUGAAUUGCGUCUGGGACGAUUUCCGGGAUGAGAUGGAAGAAUGGGGUUCCAGAAUUUCAGCUGCAAAGGCUAAAGGUGGCGCUGAGAAAGGCACGGGGGACAUGCGUGCAGCGCCUAGAAAAGAGGUCAGCGCGGCCAGUGGAAGUAUGGACGAUGACGGUGGAGGCAGUGAGACACUUUGGACCAAGCCGAGUCAAGAUGAAGACUUAUUUUCCAACAUACCCGUUGGGAUUCGAGAAUUCAUGAAGAUCGAGAAAAAAUUAAAGGUGAAGCACCAGAAGGAGGCCGCACCGUGA
Messenger RNA from Penicillium brevicompactum, 801 nucleotides. RefSeq names its product oxidoreductase-like domain-containing protein. NCBI's taxonomy places the organism in Eukaryota, Fungi, Ascomycota, Eurotiomycetes, Eurotiales, Aspergillaceae. Bases 1 to 801 code for a protein of 266 amino acids. Gene Ontology annotation, cellular component: mitochondrion. The record is from RefSeq and is a predicted model, not a curated record. The transcript has a single exon.